Parascedosporium putredinis is the source of this 936-nucleotide messenger RNA. NCBI's taxonomy places the organism in Eukaryota, Fungi, Ascomycota, Sordariomycetes, Microascales, Microascaceae. The record is from the annotation of a GenBank genome assembly.
AUGUCAUUUACGUCGAUUCCCAUCUUGGACCUCUCUCUGGCGAGGAAUCCAGAGACCAAGCCGGACUUCUUAAAGGAGCUUCGCCAUGCGCUAAUGGAGGUCGGAUUCUUGUACCUGAAGAAUGUGGGGAUAUCAGAUGAGCUCUUUCAGCGCGUGGUUCGGCUAGGCAAGGCCUUUUUGAUAUUCCCGAGGAAGAAAACACCCGCUUCCGGCCCCGGGCUCCCCGUACACCAUAACCUUCUCGCGCCGAAUCAGUGGCCCUCGGAGGCGGCGAUUCCCGGGUUCCGCGAGUCCUUUACCGACUACAUGGAUCGCAUGGGCAAGAUCUCCAUUGAGUUCACGUCACUCAUCGCCGAGGCCAUCGAGCUCCCCGCCGGCGCCUUCGACAAGUAUUUCGACGCGGACCAGCAGCACAAGCUUAAAAUCGUAAAGUAUCCGGACCUCAAGGACCUCGGUUUGGAAGGGGAGGGCCAGGGCGUGGGUCCCCACAAGGAUAGCAUGCUGUCAAGCUACCUGCUGCAGGCGACGCAGCACCGCGGGCUGCAGGUGCAGAACGUGGAGGGCCGGUGGAUCGACUGCCCGCCCAUCGACGGGACCUUGGUGGUCGCCAUUGGGCAGGGCCUGAGGCGCUCACGCGCGGCCGCGUCGGCGUCGGCGAGGUUCCGGAUCAUGUGCGUCGGCAGCGAGCUGCUAUCCUUGCGCAGCAGGGGGUCGGUUAGACGAUGUGGAGUUCACGUUCCGGUCGGGAGGGGUGGCCAAGACGCUGGGGAGGCGACGUUGAGGAACCGGGUCAAGAGCCACCCGGACGUCGCGGAGAGGUGGUACCCGGACUUGCUACAGGAUGUCAUGGCUGAGCAGGCGAGGAUCAAGAGCGCCAGGAAGGAGGUGCACAAGGCAGUGGCUGCCCCAGCACCAGCGGCGGUGGUUACUCACUAA